This is a messenger RNA of Alnus glutinosa, 1371 nucleotides long. RefSeq lists its product as uncharacterized. The coding region runs from base 117 to 1205 and encodes 362 amino acids. The transcript has a single exon. The record is from RefSeq and is a predicted model, not a curated record. Lineage: Eukaryota; Viridiplantae; Streptophyta; Magnoliopsida; Fagales; Betulaceae.
AUAUAUAUGACAAGGUUUCCUUUACUUCCGGAGCAAAAAGCUCUACACUCUAUCCCUUUUCCAAGGUAUACCCAUUAUAAACACACUUUUUUUUUCUUCAUUUUCUUCUCUACUCAAUGGAGAGGCCAAAGGAUUUUUCCUACGUGGGGAACCAAGAGAGCAACAUGUACUUCUACAGCGUGCCAACUAGUCCUACCGGCAGAGGGUUAAGUGCUUUGUUUGGAUUUGAAACAGAGCCUCCAUCACCAAGAACAUAUGAAGAUGCAAAUUCCUCUUUCGGUGAUGACUUUGAGUUCGAAACUAGCCGCCGUUUCAAUGUCGAAACAAGCCAGAAUUUUGAGAACCCAUUUGAUCAUCGACAGCAACAGCAGCAGCAACAGAAGCAACAAGUAGAGCGUGGGGAUUCCCUUCCUACUGCUAUGGCAUUUGCUGAUGAGCUCUUUUGUGAUGGCAGAGUCCUCCCACUCACACCUCCUCUCAAACUUCCACCGCGUCUUCAGAAUCUCAACAACAAGAGUGGCGGCAACCGAAGCUCCUCGGCGUCUUCCCCUCGGUCCCCGAGUUCGGUUCUUAAGCUCUCGUUUUCUCGCCGGAGCUUGUGGAACGAUGAUUUUGAUCCUUUCGUGGUGGCGUUGGAGAAUGUUAGGGAGGAAAAGAGAGGAAAAACACGAGACGGCAACAACCAUAGACGGGCUCGGUCGCUUUCGCCAUUUCGGACCACCAAACAAAAACAGGUGUCCAAUGACUCAGUGGGUUUGAGCUCAACUAUGCUAAGGGAGCCCAAUAGCUCGGCUCAAGUACGCCAAAGCCCAAAGAAGUUGGAGGAGCCCAGGGGGUUGUCAUUUGCUAGACAAGUAAGGCUUGUGAAAAUAGACCAUGAAUUGCCCACCAAGCCCAAUUUGGAAGCAAGAGAGAAUGCUAGAGAAAGUGGUGAGCCUUGUAUAAGGGAAAGUAAGAGACAGAAAAUAAAGAAAUUUCUAUUCAAGAGUGCAUCGACGAGAGAAGUAAAUGACAGAGACAAAGUAAAUGAUCAAAAUGCAGCGUCUUGGAAGGCAACCUUUCUGAAGAAAUUUAGCUUCAAGUCUACGACAUCAGCCCGAUACAAUGGGAAUACAAGGGUGGCUAAAGUGACCAAAAUGGCGAUGAUUCAUUACCGGCCAAGGCUUCUUCUAUGCAUGGGUUUUGGGGCAAGGUAUGUGAAUUGAAUGAAGAAUAAAGUGUUUAUUUAAAUUGGGUUGGAAAAAAGUUCUCCGAUCUAAUUUAUUAAAUUGAUGUAUCAUUAAAAUAUGUGAUUUUUACAUGUCAGUUUGAAGGAAAAUUUUGUCCUUCAAAAAAUUAGUCUCCGAACAUUUGUGUCAUACAAAUAUUAUG